UCAUUUCAUUUGGCCUUAAAUAUACAGUUGUGUGUGCUAAAUUAUUUUCAUCAUGGAAAAAUCCGACGACUUCUUUGAUCCAUUUCUCAUUGGGCCACCAAAAAGUGGGCAACGUUUGGACUUUGAAAUACCUUUGUAUUUCACCUACUCAGAGCCAGUAUUUGAGGUAAAGCCGGAGCCGGAUAUUCACCCAAGGAUUUCUCUGUCAACACCUAAAUCCAAAACAACCACAAUGACUUCAGAGCAAGUGAAUUACUAUAAAUGAGUAAAUUUAAGUAAUUACUUUAAAUUUUUCGGCAGCUAUAUUUCCCCACAAAAAACCACAAUCUCAAACAAUCGGUAUUUAAUUCCAAUUAGCAAGAAAUCUGUGGCUAAAAUUUUACUAUCAUGGCCAAUGCAUCUUUCAAUCCAUUUAAUAUUGGGCCACCGGAUAGCAAUGCUAGUUUGAACAUCAAAAUUCCUACAUGUCCUUCCUACCCACCGCCAGUGCAUGCUGUUACACCCCAAUUCAAGGUACAUACGAAUCGAUCCGUUUCACAGGACUCCAUGCCCGAGAUGCAAUUGAACUUGGCCGAAAUGAAAGGUGCCAAAUCACAAAUUGGCGAAGUGGCUAUUUCAAAAGCCAUCAAUGAGGAGAUGGCUACAUUCAAGCAGCUGGCCACUGCUACUACUCAUGAACAUCAACGCAUUCAUGCAGGAGGCGGCUCGGAGAUGAGUCUGCCCCACAACAUGACGAAAGAUGGUUCGGACACGGUAUCGUUGCAAACAUUGAUGCCAGUAAGAGUGUGCAGUAAUAGCAGCAAAGAGAGCAGAUUGUGUGAGAUGGGAAAUGGGUUCACCUCAAAGUCAAGUGUCAGAUCGAAAGUUUCUAGGAAAAGUCAUGUAUCCGAUGUCACCAAGGCUUCCAGAGAAACUGAAGGAAUAGGGCUGAAGUCACAAGGUGAUUCAAAUUUCCAUUUAGAAUCAACACAUAGCGCAAAGACUGUCAUCAGUAACCUGUCCAAAGCUAUCAAGGAUUCUAGGCACAGUUUGAAUUCUCCUCAAGCCAAAUCUGUGAAUGCAAUCUCGAGAAUAAGUCUAAAAUCGAAAAUCCCAUCGGAAUUGACACUUGGAGCAAAAGAUUCUAAGCGAAGUUUUUUAUCCAAGUCCAGCAAUGUCCCUCAAGAAGCAAAGUCUGACAAAAUGUCAACUAAAAUGAGUAUGCAUUCACAUGCCUCUCAGCCUACCAAAUCGAGUUCAACUAUUAAAUCGCGAGCAACCCUGAAAAGUUCGAAGAAGUCUACGAAUAUUUCUAUAAAAAGUUCCGACAAUAAUAUUUCACUUGAACCUCCUAAGGAUACAGCAAAUGAUUCUGAUCAAAUAUCUCAUUAUUCAGUCAAGUCGACCAACAACAACCUAUCACAAAUGUCUCGACAAACAAGGAAUGUAUCUCAUCACUCAAUCCACUUGGAGAAAAAACCUUCUUUCCGCAUCUUAAUCGAACAGAAGAAAAGCACUCAAGCAAAAAGUGUUUCUCAACGUUCUAUCAACAAGGUGAAGGAUCUUGGGCCCAGCGUUUCGAAGCAGUUGAAAAGUUUCAUUAAAGACCACACUCCAAGUAAAGUUAUCGAAGAGGCCAAUGUAUUAGCCAACCGUCUUAAAGCUGGCAAUGUAAGUUCAUUUAGGCGCCUUAGUCCACUGAUCAGCACCUAUACAAACCCCGAACCUGAGAAGCUUUGCCGUGAUGAUCGCAUGUCCCAGUGGUUCAAGGAAGCGGUGCUCUCCUAAAACAAAAUACACAACAUCCAAUCAAAAUUAAAGCUUAAACUAAAACUUUAUUCGUUGCAAUUUCAA
This is a messenger RNA of Drosophila willistoni, 1833 nucleotides long. RefSeq lists its product as uncharacterized. Lineage: Eukaryota; Metazoa; Arthropoda; Insecta; Diptera; Drosophilidae. Bases 388 to 1767 code for a protein of 459 amino acids. The transcript is spliced from 2 exons. The record is from RefSeq and is a predicted model, not a curated record.